Messenger RNA from Vollenhovia emeryi, 2025 nucleotides. RefSeq names its product glycerol-3-phosphate dehydrogenase [NAD(+)], cytoplasmic-like (gene Gpdh1). The transcript has 7 exons. Gene Ontology annotation, biological process: glycerol-3-phosphate catabolic process; carbohydrate metabolic process. The coding region runs from base 135 to 1178 and encodes 347 amino acids. The record is from RefSeq and is a predicted model, not a curated record. NCBI's taxonomy places the organism in Eukaryota, Metazoa, Arthropoda, Insecta, Hymenoptera, Formicidae. Gene Ontology annotation, molecular function: protein homodimerization activity; NAD binding; glycerol-3-phosphate dehydrogenase [NAD(P)+] activity. Gene Ontology annotation, cellular component: glycerol-3-phosphate dehydrogenase (FAD) complex; cytosol.
CGCGUCCCACGGUCGCCCCACCGCGACUGCUCCAGUCGUUCAUCGGCGCCCGAACGAAGCGGUGGUCUCUGCGUCCCCACGGUCGGUCCUCAACUUCGCCACCUCGCCCGCGUCGAGUCCUCGAGAACAACACCAUGGCAUCCGUGUGCAUCAUCGGCUCCGGCAACUGGGGCUCGGCCAUCGCCAAGAUAGUCGGCGCGAAUGCGAAAAACCAGAGCAUUUUCGCCGACCGGGUCACCAUGUACGUUUACGAGGAGAUGAUCGAUGGGAAGAAGCUGACGGAGAUCAUCAACCAGACGCACGAGAACGUCAAGUAUCUUCCAGGGCACAAGAUACCCGAGAACGUGAUUGCGGUUCCGGACGUGGUGGAGGCUGCGAAAGACGCAGAUAUACUUAUAUUCGUGGUGCCGCAUCAGUUCAUCCAGAGGAUAUGCAACAGCCUGCAGGGAAAAAUCAAACCCACCGCCGUCGGGCUGUCGUUGAUCAAGGGUUUCGACAAGAAGGAGGGUGGCGGCAUCGAGCUGAUAUCUCACAUUAUUUCGAGACAACUACAUAUCCCAAUCUCCGUCCUGAUGGGCGCUAAUUUGGCUUCCGAGGUGGCUGACGAGAUGUUCUGCGAGACCACCAUUGGCUGCAAGGACAAAAAGAUGGCGCCGAUACUUCGCAACAUAAUUCAAACGUCGUACUUCAGGGUAGUAGUCGUCGAGGAUGUGGAUUCUGUGGAGUGUUGCGGGGCGCUGAAGAAUAUAGUUGCCUGCGGCGCUGGUUUCGUCGACGGCCUGGGUCUGGGCGACAAUACGAAGGCCGCGGUGAUCAGACUGGGCCUUAUGGAGAUGAUUAAGUUUGUCGAUGUGUUCUUCCCGGGCGGGAAAUUGUCGACCUUCUUCGAGAGCUGCGGAGUGGCCGAUCUGAUCACGACGUGCUACGGUGGGCGCAAUAGGAAGGUCUCGGAGGCCUUCGUCAAAACUGGCAAGACGAUCGAGAAGUUGGAGAAGGAGAUGCUGAACGGACAGAAGCUGCAGGGUCCGUUCACCGCCGAAGAAGUCAAUUAUAUGCUGAAAUUGAAGAACAUGGAAUAUAGGUUCCCAUUAUUCACGGCAAUUCAUCGGAUUUGCGUUGGUGAGCUAAAAGCGACGGACUUAGUCGACUGCAUACGCAGCCAUCCGGAACACAUGUAAGCUCAUAAUUGUUAUCAUAGCAUUUUGAAAGUGGUUCACUAACGUGAUAGGGACAAUUAGCCCGCCUAGAUCUAUGGAUCCUUUAUUACUGAGAAUUUAAUUAAUCUGACUUCUAAACGGUCCAAAAUCCUACAGAUCGAUAAAAAAAAUGUACUUAAAUUGCUUAGAGUUUCGAGCACUCAGCGUUCUGCGAUGCCACGCAGAAUUAUUUUCAAGCACCAUAAAGUGGAACUCACUGAUAAGAUAACUUUAGCACAGACUCGAUAACGCAAUGUGAAACCCGUAUUAAUCUUGAAUCAAGUCUGAUUAUAAUUCUGAUUGCAAAAUUUUAUUACAAAUCUUACAUUGCUCGAAGUUUCAAUGGUUCUUAGAUGUUAUGAAUCUGUAGUCUCAAAGAUUUAAAGGGCUCUAAAUUUUAUAUAAUCAGGCAAUUUUCAGAUACACGUAAACGCAAGAUUUUAUAAAUUUCAAAUUUCAUGGAUUUAUAAUUCAAUGGUUUUGCGAUUUAAAAUUUUUAUGAAAUUUUCACUCGUUUUUACCGCAAAUUUUGACUUUGUGAUUCCAUGACUUGUACAUCGGUUUCUUACGGAUCCAAGGGCUCUAAAAAAUUAUAAGUUCAAAAAGCUCGACUAAUUUAGCCAAUAAAAUUCCCGUAUCGCGUUGAACGCGAUCGAUAAAUAACUUGUUACAUUUUGCAAUGUGAAUAUAUAUGUAUACAUAUAUAUUUUAUCGCGACAGAGAUUUUAUUCAAUAUUUUGACCGAAUAGAUGAAUUAGAUCUAUAGAUCCUCCAAUUGUUGAUUGUUGUAUGCGUUGCCAACGAAUGAAUUCCGUUAUGUAAACCGAAA